Messenger RNA from Diaporthe citri, 2475 nucleotides. RefSeq lists its product as uncharacterized. Lineage: Eukaryota; Fungi; Ascomycota; Sordariomycetes; Diaporthales; Diaporthaceae. The record is from RefSeq and is a predicted model, not a curated record. Gene Ontology annotation, molecular function: telomeric repeat DNA binding. The coding region runs from base 1 to 2475 and encodes 824 amino acids. Gene Ontology annotation, biological process: telomere maintenance via telomere lengthening; regulation of DNA-templated transcription. Gene Ontology annotation, cellular component: shelterin complex. The transcript has 5 exons.
AUGCCCACCGUGUACGACGGCACGAGAGGCAGCAGUCAUGGCGACCUGUUCAUGGGGAUGAAGCUCUUCAUCUCUCUUCGUGUGCCUCAACGGGAGAGAUGGGUCAACCUUGUCCAGGGCAACGGAGGCGAGGUGGUCAAGCUGGAGAAGCAGGCCGACAUGCUCAUUGCCGACCAUAUCAAGAGGAAAGGUGUUGCUCCACCUUCCGACUCAUACUCGUGGCAAUGGAUCGAAUACUCGGUUAAGAAUGGCUUCCUGCAGCCCAAGGACGACUACCGAAUCGAAGGUGUCCCAGCAGCCGGGGCUUCCGCGCCCGCGAAGGGCAAACAACGUGUUAAGUUCACCAAAGAAGACGACGAAAUCUUGGCGAAGUUCGUCUUGAACCACGAGAGACAGGGUAAUGCUACCAGGGGCAACGUCAUCUUUGAGGAUCUCUAUAAACAGUAUGAUCAUCACUCAGCGCAGUCCUGGAGGGAUCGCUGGGUCAAAUACGUCUCCAAUCGACCACGUCCAAAUCUGCCUCAAGAGGAUCCGCAGCUGGAUGCCGGAGUGCGAGGCUCACCUGGACAUCACCCUAGCUCGGCUCUCAUGAGGGGUUAUCUACUACGAAUGAGGAAAGCCGAGGGACUACUUGAUUCUCUGGAGGCAAAUUCCGAGCCACUUGAGGCCGGUCAGGACGAAUACGCCGAACAGUACGAGGACGCCCAGGAGGAAUUGAACCCAGAAGUGGACGGGAAUGAUUCGAGCUUCAGAGAUCAGUUUUACGAAGAUCUCCAAGAUUACCUUGAAGUGAGUGGCGCCGAGAUUGAGCGUCACCCUGUCGUCGAUGGGCGCGAGGUUGAGCUGUGGGACCUGUUUUCGGUUGCAACACAACAGGACUGUGCGGUCGAGGACCGUGACUGGAAGAAGGUGGCACAGCGGCUUGGCUUCGACUGGACGAGCUCUACAGGAUGCGUCAAGGACUUGAAAGAGUGCUACGAUCGCAAUCUUGCAGAGUUCGAAGAAGCCAUCGGCUCCUCCGAUGAUCAAGAUGACACGGCGAGGGGCGAAGAAGAACAAGCGACCUACGACAACGAAGAACAGGGGCUGCCCCAAACAUCGGAUGCUAUGACCGCGCCUAAGGAGCCUUCCCCAGCCCGCUUAUCGCCCCCAUACCGAUCUUCCUCACCGGUCGCAGGCGUGAAACGAUCCUUUCAGCAGUCAACUGAUCCGCAAUCGGAACUUGGUUAUCCUUCGGACGGGUCCGGUAAACGGCGACGGCGUGAUCGGGGGAAGGCAAUUCCGCAAACACCGGACCACAAGCUCGGAUUGGAAGCAGGAACCAGCAGUCGCGCCGCGGCGCAAGGCUUUUCCUCGCCUUUGAGGUCUCGAGGAGCUGCUACAGGACGCGACGGCGUGUACUCGGUGGACGAUGUAGACGACUUUUUGAACAAUGGUAUGCAUGACAUCCAAGAGAUCGAUGACCUCCCUGAUAUUCCGCCUCCAAGGAAAAAGAGAUUUGUCGAGCCUGAGACUCAGGAUUUCGGAGCUGUUGUGGACGGUGACGAUGUUCGCCUGUCCACCGAAGAAACCAACACUGGCUACAUGACAGACGAAGAUGAUAUUAGCCCCUCACAGCAACUUCAGUCUGAAUUUCAUGCCUUUUCAAGCCCUGCACAUCCUGUCCCAAUCAGAGGCAACGGCACUGCGUCUGCAAGUCGACCGCCUUUCGUGGAGACUAGGCCUAGGCCACCGGGAAGGCCGGCCAAGGACACACACACUUCUGCCUCCGGGACCGCAACUACCAAUGGGUCUGCCAAAGGCGGCACAGCACACAACCGGGCCUCGACCUUGAAGGCUACGAAGCGGUCACUGCCACAGCAAUAUCAGGCACAGCCAGCUGUUUCCGCUGCUGCACGCCCUCCUGCUUCAGCACCCAUACGAAACGGCGUAGCCGCACCGCCUCUGCAGUCGAGGCCGCCGAUUGUAGCUCGACCCACAGCUGUAGCUCCCGUCCACAGCCCUGAUGUUGUCAUGCAAAGGUCCAGGCAAAGAAUGUCUGCAACACCCACACGGCCUGUGCAGUCGUCAGCGCAACCGCGUAACUUUCCCGAUUUCGGCGAGGAGUAUGUCGAUGCCCAAUUUGAGCAUUUUUUGGCCUUUGGAUAUGACACGCGUCACAUCGGACAGGCUAUGGAAGUGGCCUCUCUCCAGCGUGGCCCCAUGACUGUUGCGCUUCAAUCACUCGCGGCCGGGAAAGGACUUCCUCAGAACGCGGCAGGGGUGUGGACAGAUGAGGACGACGAUAAGUUGAGGAAGGUCAGGGCUUACGAUCGAAGGCAGAAAUCAGGAGCUCCAUCCUCGGGUUCUGGUGAAAAUAGCGGCGAGAAGGCGCAGGUGGAACGAUACAGAAGCUUCUUGCUGACGAAGCAUCAGUCGUGGUUUGCUUACAGGUUGGCAUUCAUGAACUUGAUGGAUAAGGAGACGGCUGCAUAA